AUGGCCAAAAAGAGCCCACGGCUCAGCAGGCUGGGCGUGCUCGCCCCGGCCGCCCUGUCCGCCUGCAUGGACGCCUCGGUGCUGGCCGUGCCGGCGGCCGGCGCCAUCGUGUCCACCGUGCUCAAGGAGCUGAGCAAAGCUUUCAUGCUGAAAAAGUGGUUCCAUGGAACAAUGUCCGCCAAGGAGGCGGAGGUGCUGAUCAUGGAGAGGGGGAGGAACGGCUCGUUCUUGGUGCGGGAGUCGCUGACGCAUCCCGGCCAGUACGUGCUCUCAGUUCGCGGCAGAGGCAGGGUUUCGCACGUCAUGAUAAGGAAACAGGUGAGUGGUAGGAUUAGGAUAGGACUC
Iphiclides podalirius (scarce swallowtail) is the source of this 345-nucleotide messenger RNA. Lineage: Eukaryota; Metazoa; Arthropoda; Insecta; Lepidoptera; Papilionidae. The record is from the annotation of a GenBank genome assembly.